UUAGCACAUGAUGUUCUUCUUGUUCGUUGACUUUUUUUUCUGUUCUUAUCUUGAUGAAAACAGUUUCUCUUUGGUUUAAAUCAAUUGACAGAAUUAGCUAAACUAAUCACUUUCCCCUAUUAUUACUAUGCAGGAAAAAAUAGAGUUGGAGCAAAAACAAUUGUCAUCAUAACUUUCAUUGCCUUUCUUUUGGUAUUACUUGUAUAUGUGGGCUGUUAUUGCAAACGGAGACAAUCAAGGCAGAGACGUAGGACAAUGCUAAAGGAAAAUUUUGGAGAUGAACUAAAAACACUGGAGUCAUUACAAUUCAAGGUUGCUACAAUUGAAGCUGCCACCAACAAAUUCUCAAAGGAGAACGAGAUAGGUAAAGGAGGAUUUGGUAUUGUCUACAAGGGUGUUCUUUCUGAUGGACAACAAAUAGCAGUAAAGAAACUGUCAAUAAAUUCAGGACAAGGUUCUAUAGAGUUUCAAAAUGAAAUAUUACUCAUAGCCAAGCUUCAACACAUAAAUUUGGUGACUUUGUUAGGAUUCUGUUUGGAAGAACGAGAGAAAAUGCUUAUAUAUGAGUAUGUGCCUAAUAAGAGUCUUGAUUAUUUUCUAUUUGAUCACAAAAAACACAGGGUGUUAGAUUGGUUCGAGCGUUACAAAAUUAUAGGAGGAAUUGCACGGGGAAUUCUUUACUUACAUGAGUAUUCAAGACUUAAAGUCAUACAUCGAGAUCUCAAAUCUAGCAAUAUACUGUUGGAUAAUAAUAUGAAUCCAAAAAUAUCUGAUUUCGGUUUGGCAAGAAUAGUUACAAUCGAUCAAGAACCAGGAAGAACUAACAGAAUUGUGGGAACAUAUGGUUAUAUGUCUCCUGAAUAUGCAAUGCAUGGACAAUUUUCUGAGAAGUCAGAUGUGUUUAGUUUUGGGGUUAUAAUUAUUGAGAUAGUUAGCGGAAAGAAAAAUGUCCGUCCCAUUGAAUUAGAUGAUUUUGAUGACCUCCUAAGUAUUGCUUGGAGAAAAUGGAGGAGUGAAACACCAUUAGAAUUGUUGGACCCCGUUCUAAAAGACUCAUAUUCUCGUAGUGAAGUUAUUAAGUGCAUUCAACUUGGUUUGUUAUGUGUUCAAGAAAGUCCACUUGAUAGACCAACAAUGGCACAAGUUGUCUCAUAUCUCAGUAAUCUUUUAGUUGAAUUACCGUUUCCUCAAGAGCCAGCAUUUUCCAUGGAUAGGAGAACGAGGUUAAACAUAACAAGAGAGUCUAGUUCAGGUCAAUUUAAUAGUAAUUCUUUGGUUUCAUCGAUCAAUGACAUGACCAAGAGUCAAUUUUUCCCUAGAUAAAUAUGAGGUUGAUUUUUCUCUUCAAAUUAUUUUGUAUAUUUUGGUAACAAAACGAUAUUUACUUCAAGAAAUGAAGGCGUCAGUUGUAUCAGUUACAGCACGUAUUAUAGGCAAAGGGAAUUGCUUGUCCCUCAAUGAAAAUACAAAGCAUUUCGAAACAUAUCAAAAGUCUACACCUUAUCCAUUCGUAACUGAAUCACACUUUCAAUUUUCAUAAAUUAGUACGGACAUGUGUUGGGAUUCAAGUAUGAGUGAUUGAGUCCCACAUUGACUAGAAAUGAAGGAAAUGUUGAAUUUAUAAGAGAAAUGAUUCAUACCUCCAUUGUUUGAUUUUGCAUGUAUGUCAUUUGGAGAGAGAGAGAGAGAGAGAGAGAGAGAGAGAGAGAGAGAGAGAGAGAGAGAGAUUGCAGUUUCCAAAAGUACUCUUGUGACUCUUGUGAGGACUACUAUAGAUGUAAUUCUUUCUGAGGCACGAAAGACAUUGCAGUACAUAAGGCAGAGAAAGAACAAGGGGUCAAAUAUUUCAAGUAGUUCAUUUUUACUUCUAUUUUGAUAGUAUUUGUAUUAUGAUUUAUAAUUUGUCAAUAAUAAUAUUUGAUUAUGGA
Molecule: messenger RNA, 1928 nt
Organism: Vicia villosa (hairy vetch)
Lineage: Eukaryota; Viridiplantae; Streptophyta; Magnoliopsida; Fabales; Fabaceae
Product: cysteine-rich receptor-like protein kinase 10
Exons: 6
Coding region: 256-1323 (355 amino acids)
Biological process (GO): protein phosphorylation
Molecular function (GO): ATP binding; protein kinase activity
Source: RefSeq, a predicted model, not a curated record